Messenger RNA from Neofelis nebulosa (Clouded leopard), 876 nucleotides. It is a transcript of the gene SPMIP9, whose product is annotated as sperm microtubule inner protein 9. The coding region runs from base 153 to 764 and encodes 203 amino acids. NCBI's taxonomy places the organism in Eukaryota, Metazoa, Chordata, Mammalia, Carnivora, Felidae. The transcript is spliced from 5 exons. The record is from RefSeq and is a predicted model, not a curated record. Gene Ontology annotation, cellular component: cytoplasm.
ACCUGGGAAUGGAGUAGACUGCCUUUGAUCAUGGAUGAGUCAAGUGUCAAGAUGAGAACACAAGUGGCAGCGUUCCGCAUUUCCAGAAGAAACUCAGAUCAGAGGCUUGGCUGGAUCGCGCCUCCAGACUUGAAGGAACAGGAGCUGACGCUAUGCUCUUCACACUGCGCAGAGGAACCUGGCCUGAGCCCAAGGCCUUUGUCAGGUCAUCUGCCAUGGCAGGUGUGGUGUACUCCAGACAGGCCCCUGUGGACUUAGAUAUAUACCAGAGCUCUUACAUGAUUGACUAUCAACCCUACGGGAAGCACAAAUACUCCAGGGUCACACUACAAGAGCAAGUGAAGCUGGAUGCCCAGCUCCGGGACAAAGAGUUGUACAGGCCGAUCCCCAGCUCCAGGCCCAAGCUAGAGGAUGGGUACCCCGCCUUCAAAACUCCUCCCAUGACUGCCAGAGACCUGGGGCUCCCAGGCUUCUUCCCACCACAAGACCAAGACCGGGCGACCACGGCAGAGGGCGAAGGCAGGUUCACCGGUCUCUGCCAUUCCGUGUACCCAGUUUCCCACGCUCUGUACCUGGCCCAGGGUGAUCCCAACCGCGUCCACCAGAGCGCCCACUUUCCGUGCCUCCUGGAGCCCGAGCGCCAGCCUGCUGCCAAGGAGGGCAAAGGCUACUUCCUACUGCCUGGCUGCCUCUGUCCUCAUCACCACAAAGUCAAGUACCCCGUCUUGAACCGAUGGGGGCCCUUGAUGUCAUUUUACCAGUAGGAAGUGUGGGGCACCCCCAGGGGCACUGUGGAAACCCUCCCUCUCACCAGGCAAUCCCCCACUGCCCUUGGAGAAUGGACAGGAGAAGUGAAAAUAAAGCCGUGGAAGAUGA